This is a messenger RNA of Striga asiatica, 1734 nucleotides long. NCBI's taxonomy places the organism in Eukaryota, Viridiplantae, Streptophyta, Magnoliopsida, Lamiales, Orobanchaceae. The record is from the annotation of a GenBank genome assembly.
CAUAAAGCAAGCCCACCUCUCAAAAAAGAGCAAUAUGUACGUUACAGUAGCCAAUCAACAGCAAAGUAUACUGUAUACAUAAAGCAACCAAAAAACACAACACACACACCCAGAAAAAAAACAUUUUUUUAUACAUAUUGCUAUUCACAAAUUAUGCCCAAACCUCAACCUCCACAAACCUUUCCUUAAACCCAACUCCACCCAAAACGACAAGCAUCUACACACACAAACGCACACCAAAAUCAUCAUUAAUAAAAAUAAAUUAAAAAAAUGACAGGUAUUUUUCAACUGCCUUCGCCUUCAAGCUCCACUGUCGCACCUAAAGACAAUGAUGCCUUUCGCCAACAAACCUGCUUUCUAAAUCGCGGCUCCUUCGUUAAAUACAGCUCCUUGGAUCUAUACGGGGGAUCGAAUCAUCCAACGGCCAGAAAAGCUCGGCAAUCGGAGGCCGCGGAGUCAGAGGAGGAGGAAGGGUCUGUCCUCGCCGUGCUGGUGGCGGUUCUGAGGAAGUAUUCUCCGGCGGGGUGCAAUAGCAAGUGCGACGAAAUUUGCGGGGUCGAGGAGGAAUUAAUGGAAAUUGGGGUGCCCACGGAGGUCAGGCACGUGGCGCACGUGACGUUCGAUAGGUUUGAUGGGUUUCUCGGCCUGCCGGUGGAGUUUGAGCCCGAAGUGCCCAGGCGGCCUCCUAGUGCCAGCACGAGAGUCUUUGGAGUUUCAACAGAGUCCAUGCAACUUUCAUUCGAUUCAAGAGGGAAUUGUGUACCCACAAUAUUAUUGAUGAUGCAAAGGCGCUUAUAUGAACAAGGCGGCCUGCAGUAUGAAGGGAUUUUCAGAAUCAAUCCAGAGAAUGGCCAGGAAGAGCAUGUUAGAGAACAAUUGAAUAAUGGAGUUAUCCCACAUAACAUUGAUGUUCAUUGUUUGGCAGGCCUGAUUAAGGCCUGGUUUAGAGAGCUACCAAAUGGAAUAUUGGAUUCUCUGCCUCCAGAUCAGGUGAUGGCAGCUCAAACCGAAGAAGAAUGCGUUCUUCUCGUGAAGCUUUUGCCGCCAACCGAAGGCGCCCUGUUAGAUUGGGCCGUCAAUCUAAUGGCCGACGUUGCUCAGCUCGAGCAGUUCAAUAAAAUGAACGCGCGUAAUAUUGCCAUGGUUUUCGCCCCCAAUAUGACUCAGAUGGCUGAUCCUCUGACGGCGCUGAUGUUCGCCGUGCAAGUAAUGAAUUUUCUGAAAACGCUCAUAGAAAGAACCUUGCGAGAAAGGGAGGACUCUCUAAUCGAAGCUGGUGGUCCGGUGGGCCCCACGGACGGUCGAGAUGGAGAAAAUUACGAGGAGGGCGAAAUCGACAGGCCCGAAGAACCGGCGGCGUCGAGUCUGGCCCACGAAUUUUUGAGCUCGAUCGAGAACAUUGAUGCCGAAAAUGCCCCUGCCGUGGGGAGCGGAAAAGCCCGGCCGUCGAUUAGGCGGAGGGGUAAUAUCGGAAAAGACGCUAGGAAGAAAGGGUUGAGGAAAUACGGGGCACAACGCGUGGCUGGCAAAGGAAAAGAGAGUAAGGAAAUGGAAAAUAAGGAAAAGAGUGUCCUGAGGCGCGUGAGCUCGUGUACGGAUAGAGUCGAGACAUGGAGGUGAAUAAAGAUCAUGGUAUUGUGGGGCUAUGAAUACAUAGUAGUUAUAUAUAUAUGUUUAUAUAUGUUUGGCUGGUAACUGGAGAAUUUUACAUUCUGUUCAUGUUCUUUCUUUCNU